GGUAUCGUUGGGAUAGGUCGAUUCUAAAUUCAAGUUCAUUUAAUUGUUUACACCUAUUUCUAUUACAGCAAAAUGUCUUGCGUUAACGGCACUGAAGAAAAGAAAAUAAAACAAAUGCCAAAUUACAUUAAACAAAAAAUAAGUGUGUAGAGGCCACAGAAACACAAGCUUCCGAGUUGCUCACUUCGACAGUGAAUAUAUUCAAAACUAAUUUUAAGCAAAGUUUGAUAGCCAAAUAUUUAUCCCAUCAGUACAGCACAGUACUUAGUAUUUUGUCCAUAACAUACGGCGCAAUUAAAGAAACUGUAGUAACAUUGGUGUUCCUUUUGAAAACAUUUAUGUAUUCCAGCGUAUAGAAAUUAGAAAUUUUAAUUGAGGCCCUCAAACAGUGUAACAUCCACGCAUCAUUGAACGUAUUUGGACCGUGUAUCCCGGUAGUCUUGAGAUUAUGAAAUCAAGCUUCUGUGUAAUAACAGAAUCCUUAUAUAACACUUCAGUCUCAAUGCUAACAAUGCCACUUAUGUCGGCAUUUAUUAACGUUUCCCGUUCUACAAUAAAUGGCGAGAUCACUGAUUCUUUGUUAGGCAUUUUAUAACAUGUAAGGAUAAAAAGUGAAUCCACAUUUCACCUAUAAAACUGUGAUUACCCUUCCACGCAGACUCUCUCGUCGUUAAAAUAUCGUACACCACACACUGACUUGUUUUGGUUUGGCUGCCCAUUAAUUCCUUCUUUUGUCUCCUGUGUUUUUCUCAUUGUUGCUGAUAUUUUUUUUUUCACUUGUGAACUUUUUUUAUUUGAUCAUGUCAAGAUAGUCAACGACAUUGUUCGAAUUCCGCAGUGACAAAGAAAAUCACAACAAAUGUCCCUGUAAACAGCCUCCGCUUCUUCUGUAAACGUAAAUGCCAAGCUCAAAUAUUUGCCGUGAUUAACUUGAAUGCGAUGUUGAUUUACAUUUGCGUGACCUAGACGCAUUUGAAUGUGCAUUCCCAGGUUGUCAACGCGUUCUACGCACGAAAACGUGUUAAAUACAACGUGAUAUCGAGAUUUUAGCUCAUUAUGGAGCGCGAUGAUGACGAUUUUGAGAAGUCGCUGGCUCUUGCCUCCGCCACAGCCGACUUAAUGCAGUACAGGCUGGAGCAACUUGCCCAAGAUAUCGAGAGCGAGUACAAGAGGUUCGACUCCUGGCGUGACAAAUGCGACAACAUGAAUCAGUGGCUCACUGAAUCGGAGAAACUGAUUAAAAACGAAGAGAAGAUUGGAUCUGACAUAGACGUUCUUCAAGAGCAGAUUAAGGACAACCAGCUCUUUCUGAAUGAAGUAAAGGAGUACGAGCCAAAAGUUAACGCGAUGGUUCAGGAAAGCCAGGACCUCGUUGACAGUAGCAAGCUGGAUAAAACGGACAUUGAUGGAGUUGAUAAAACCAAGAAUGCCCUUAAUUCAAGAUGGAAGGCUGUCAAUGACCAUCUCAAAGAGCGGCAGCAAAAGUUAGAUUCCGCCCUCUUGGACAUUCUGAAGAAAGACACUGAAGGCAGACUCGGUCGGUGGAGAGAGCAGUCAAUAGCGCUUGGAUUGCUGGUCAGUGAAGCUACACGAAAAGUAGAGCAAGACGUGGAUGAAACUGACUAUGGAGACAUCCAAGCCAGCGUUGUGCAACUUCAGGAAGUCGAAAACUCGCUAGCGGAAGACUUAAGUAGAGAGUUAGUUGAAGUGUCGGAUUCUGGCCGUGACAUCAUUGAAAAGGAAGAGUUACAGCCUGAUGUUGGAGAUGAAGUCAGCGAGACCCUGGAUGCACUCAACAGACAAGUCACUGACCUAGAGAAAGGAACUAGAGAUAAGAAGGACAGGAUCAAGGAAUCGUCUUUGAAGUACUUUGGUCGUUCAUUGGCUGAUUGUGAAGAAGCCGUUGAGAAACUCGGUGAGACAUCCGUCAAUAGUUUCACCGAUGUUGGGUCUGACAUUGGCGAGGUUGGAAAGCAACUAGCAGAGUUGCAGGAAUUUGAAAGUGAUUUGGUUAUAGAGGAAGCGACAUUUAGUGACAUCAAAGACCAGUUUGAGGACAGCAAAGGAACAGAGAUGCUCAGAGAGGAAGACCGAGCACGAAUCCAGCGGAGAAUAGACGCACUAGAUGAAAAGUGGGCGGAAUUGAACAAAAAUCACGACGAAAACCAUCGAAAGUUAACCCACGCAAUGAUUGUCCUCCACGAAGAACUAAUGGAGGAGAUCUAUGAUUGGUUAGGCGAUGCCGAGAAACAAGCCGAUUCAAUAGCUGUGAACGAAGAUGACAUUAGUUCAGUCAUGGAAGAAUACGGCAGACACAGGGAACUGAAGAACGAAAUCUCCUCAUUCGACCCAACGUUCAAAAAAGCAAUUGGAAUAAGUGAUAGGCUACUGACCGAGCGGUUGGUGGACCCCGAGAGAGCCGAGAGUUAUGAAACGGAAAUAAGCACUCUAGAAAAGAGAUGGAAAAAUCUACAACUGAAAACCAUGGACAAUGGAGCAAAAUUAUCUGGUGUCCUUGGGAGAUAUAUCACAACACGAUUAGAUGACGCAGAGAUAAUCUUGACACAAGCAGAGUCAAGUAUAAGCAGAGAUGAUGCAGAUUAUUUGGACCUCGAAGCAGCCAAGAAAGCAUUAGAUGCGUUUAGGGUCAAAAAGACAGAAAUUAACGAGUCGCAAAAGAAAGUUGACGAGAUUCUCACCGAGUCCCAGGCCAUUGUCAAGGAGGAAUUCUUCAAGGAACAUGAGCGGGAUCAUUUUCAGGGUAGAAUUGACAUGAUUGACAAGAGGAACAAAGGACUCGAGGAGAAGGCUGACAAAGAGGAAAGAAGAAUGCUUGAUACCUACAUUUUGCUACUUAAACAACACUUGCAAAGGAUGAACGUUUGGCUCAAAAUGGCAGAGUCCCGGGUUAAGCAAGAAGGUGAGAUUGGUCCAGGUUAUGAUGACGUUAAGAAACAACUGGAAGAUCAUCAGGUCUUUCAAGAAGAACUUAGGGAUCACUCUAUGAUUACAAUGAUUCUUGGUGUGGACAUUACAAAUCCCGACAUCAACGACAGCACCCAACAACAAGUGAAGUCGCUCAGUGAUCGGUGGAGUAAAGUGUGGAACUGGUCUGAACAGAGAAAACACCAACUUCUUAAGGUUCUAAGCAACUGGCAGCGAUUCCGUGACGAGCAGUUGAUAUUGCUCAACUGGUUAUCAAGCAAGGAGAAAACCCUCAAAGACAUGGGAAGAACAGAUCUUACUGAUGAGGAUGAAGUCAAAGAACACUUGGAAAAACUCAGGAUAAUAGAAAAGGAGUUGGAUGAGCAAGGAAUACGUCUGCAGUCAUUGCACAAAGCCGGAGAGGAUUUGUUAAAGAACGUGGACAAGGGGGACCCGGCAGCCAAAGAGAUCAAUACACAACUGAAAGAUUUUGACGACUGUUGGAAUGACAUUGCAAAGCAAGUCAUCAACAGAAUACAACAGCUUGAGACCUCUCAGAGUAAAAUAAACGAAUUUCAUUCGGAAAUGGAUGCCACAAAUGAAUGGAUGGAUGAAACUGAAAAGCUGCUCAAGUCGUUCAGCGUUGGAAUGGAACCAGAAGAAGCCACCAAGUUACAGGAAAAGACGGAGAUCAAAUGCGAAGAACGUUCCAGAUACGCUGCUAAAGUUGAUCGAAUCAACCAGCUUGGCAAAGACCUGGCCGGAGAAAUCGAUCAACCGUCCCAUGACGCCAUUCAAGAAGAACUGCAGCCUUUCAACGCCCGUUGGAGUGACGUCUCGAGUCAGCUUGAGAACUUCAGUGACAAGGGCUAUCCUCAACCCGGGAGCGAGUGCUGCUUCCUUCGCAUCAUGAGAAGGAAAUUCGGAGUGUUCCAGUGACUGAGAUGAACUGUUAAUUUCAAAUUUGUGAAGAACUAACGGCGACCUUGUCAUCGUCAGUGUCUAUAUACGAUAACAAAGACGGAGGUGGCUGUUGCUGAGCAACGAAAACAUUCGGUGUGCUCCUGCAUGAACGCGGAAGUUUUUGCUGACUACGAAUAAGAAAAUUUUAGGUUUUUUUUAGUUCUUUCUUUGACAAAAGUACCAUUUUUCGCCUAAAACCUGUCAUUACAGCGAUGUUGAUGAAGUGGCUGGGAAUGGCAAGCGAUGACUUUGCUCCUCCCCCCUACCCCCGCCGCCCAAACCCCAAUUGGAUGAAAGUUGCUACUUUUUGCACAUCAUACGUUUUUCACUUGUAAAAAGACACAUCGGCACGAACAUGAUAGCAAUUUUCGUUAGUACUGUUUUUCAUCUCACUGUCACCUGUUUUUCAUCUCUGUAGCCGUGCUAGCAAGACUCACCAAACCCUCCUCCAUGAGAAAAGCGUUGCGUGACGAUACACAAGUGACACGUCACCCCAAGGUUCAUUUAAUCCAUAUUAAACGUUGGUUGACGAAAAAAUCAGAAAUAAUCAGAAAAAAAUCAGAAAUAAUCCACUAGAAUUUCAUUAAUUUAAAGUUCAUUUUGAAGUUUUAAAACUACCUUUGCCCUUGCGCUUCAAAAUAAUAUUAAUGGCUAAAUGCAAUUAAGUUGUAAAUUUGUAUUUUUUGUAGGAAACUUGUCAGGCGCCCUUGGGGUUCAAGUCUUUUAUAGUUAUUUGUAGUCAUGAUUUCGAUCUAUUUGUCGACGCAUAAAGGUAUUUACUGAUAUUUAUAACUGCUGACUUCGCUUUACCAGUUCAUAGUUUUUUUACAAAAAAAGAAAAGCUUAUUUCGCCUGAUGAAAACUCUCGAAUGCGGUUCAAAGCGGAGUCUAAAGCCCUUUUUUUUUAAUUUGGUCGCCCUUGCUAACGACUUUUAAGCUAUUGAGCUGCGCCAAUAGCUCAAACUUGCUCAUGUCGUCUCUUGUCAUAUUAUCUUAAGAUAUGCCCACAACUUUGACCAAGGUUUUAAACGUAUUUAACAGGGCUAAGCUUCCUUUCCCAAGAGAGAUCAUAGUACAUAUUGCAAUGCUUUUGUGAUGAUGUAUCUUAUUUGUUGAUGCAGGUAUGCCUCGUGUAACGUUAGGACCAGUUUUCAAACAUUUAAAGUAUUUUUAAACAUUAUUAAAUUUAUAACAUUGCUUUA
This is a messenger RNA of Orbicella faveolata, 5090 nucleotides long. RefSeq lists its product as uncharacterized. The record is from RefSeq and is a predicted model, not a curated record. Gene Ontology annotation, molecular function: protein binding. Lineage: Eukaryota; Metazoa; Cnidaria; Anthozoa; Scleractinia; Merulinidae.